Alligator sinensis (Chinese alligator) is the source of this 5020-nucleotide messenger RNA. Its product is annotated as protein-arginine deiminase type-3. Gene Ontology annotation, molecular function: protein-arginine deiminase activity; calcium ion binding. Gene Ontology annotation, cellular component: cytoplasm. NCBI's taxonomy places the organism in Eukaryota, Metazoa, Chordata, Crocodylia, Alligatoridae. Bases 120 to 2105 code for a protein of 661 amino acids. The transcript is spliced from 17 exons. The record is from RefSeq and is a predicted model, not a curated record.
GCCACUGAAGUACCCUGCUAACCUGAUGGGAAGGAUCUCAGCCCGGCAUCUCCUGGGCCUCCAAUGAGCAGGACUGUACACAGCACAGCAUCGCAGCUGGGAGAGCAGAGGGUACAAGCAUGUCCCAACAAAGACUCAUCCGGCUGUCUACCCAGCAUCCUACCAGCGCUGUCUAUGUGCUAGGCACAGAAAUCUCCAUUGACAUAUACGGCUCAGCCCCAAAGGAUGCCAUGUGGUUUGAUGCCCGAGGAAGCCCUGGCAUCGACGUCUACAUUGUCCACACCCCUCAGCCUAUGCAGAUGCCAACAAGCGAGCCCAGAUGGCCCCUCGGUGCCGAAGCGGAGGUGGUGGUGACUAUGGGGAGGCCGAGCGACGAUGUCGGAGAUCAUAAGGUUCGGAUACUGUACUAUGGGAAGGAUGUGCAGACUCCAUUGCAGAAAACCAUGCUGUACCUCACCUGUGUCGAAGUGUCCCUGGAGGCUGACACGACUCGCAGUGGGACAGUGCAGAAGAAAGCGACAGAUAAGAGAAAUUGGACUUGGGGGCCAGGUGGGCAAGGAGCCAUUUUGCUGGUGAACUGCGACAGGGAUGAGCCAACGUCUGAAACCAUGGACAACGAGGAUAAUAGCGUGCAAACUUGUAAAGACCUCAGGGACAUGUCACUCAUGGUCUUGAGAACUCGAGGCCCGGCUGCAGUUUUUGCUAAUCACAAGUUGGUUCUCCACGUUUCCGGGUCCGACGCUGAUAAAGUAGGAGUCUUCUAUGCUCACAGCAAUGAAUUGGUUGAGCAGCACACACACGUCCUAGGACCGGAGAAGCUCUUCUACGUGGUGGAGCAUGCCUGUGGCGAGGAGGAGCACACGUUCUACGUGGAAGGGCUGGCCUUCCCAGAUGCCGACUUUUCAGGGCUGGUUUCCUUCCACACCACAAUGCUGGAUACCUCACACAAGAGUCUCCCCGAGACCCCGAUUUUCACAGACACCGUCGUUUUCCGCGUGGCGCCCUGGAUAAUGACCCCCAACACUCUGCAGCCCCUGGAGAUCUACGUCUGCAGUGCCAGCGACAACACCGAUUUUGUCGAGGCCAUAAGCAACCUUGCCCAGAAAACCAGGUGCAGGCUGACCAUCUGCCCAGAGCUGGAGAACAAGGGUGACCGCUGGAUCCAGGACGAGAUGGAAUUUGGCUACGUGCAGGCUCCCCAUAAGACAUUCCCUGUGGUCUUCGACUCUCCCAGAAACAGGGAGCUGAAGGACUUCCCCAUCCAGAGCAUCUUGGGCCCCGAUUUUGGCUACGUGACUCGUGAACCUCUGAACAGAGGAAUUUCCAGCCUCGACUCCUUUGGAAACCUUGAAGUCAGCCCUCCCGUGAAGGUCAAAGGGAAGGAAUAUCCCUUGGGGAGGAUUCUUAUUGGAAGCAGCUUCCCCAGGGUUGGCGGCAGGAGGAUGACCAAGGUUGUCAGGGACUUCCUCUACGCCCAGAGGGUGCAGGCCCCGGUGGAGCUCUUCACAGACUGGCUCUCCGUGGGGCACGUGGAUGAGUUCCUGAGCUUUGUCCCGGCCCACGACAGACAGGGAUUUCGGCUCCUCUUAGCCAGCCCCAGCGCCUGUUACAAGCUCCUCAAAGAAAAGCAAGAAGAGGGCCAUGGAAAGGCCCAGAUGUUUGAGGGCCAAGAGAAAGUUCCCAAGAAAACUAUAGAAGAAAUUCUGGCCGAUGAAACCCUCAGGAAGGAAAAUGAUUACUUUCAGAGUUGUAUCGACUGGAACAGGGACAUCCUGAAACAGGAGCUCGGCCUGAGUCCGAAGGACAUCAUUGAUAUUCCACAGCUCUUCAAUAUGAAGGACAAGCAAGCCGAGGCCUAUUUCCCAGACAUGGUGAACAUGAUUGUCUUGGGGAAGGACCUGGGCAUCCCCAAGCCUUUCGGACCUAUCAUCAACGGGCAGUGCUGCCUGGAAAAGAAGGUCCGCUCCUUGCUGGAGCCGCUGGGCCUGACCUGCACCUUCAUCAAUGACUAUUUCACCUACCACAAGCUGCUCGGGGAAGUCCACUGUGGCACCAACGUCCUCCGUAAACCCUUCUCCUUCAAGUGGUGGCACGUGAUCCCCUGAGCAGGGGGCAUUAAAUGCUGACCUGCUUCUCAGCACUUUACAAGGGAGCGGAAGAUCAACUCACAUUUUCCAAGAGUUUGCUUCACCCAGUGCCGGAUUUGUACCUAUAGUAAAAAAAUACCACUUUCUACGGGAGCCCAAGGGUUACAGACCCUGCUGCGAAAGCCCCAGCUACUCCUGAGCCCGCUGCCUUUCAUCCCAACCGUGCUGCACACGUCGGGCCCCUGACAUCACUCCCAGCCAGCUGCCCGAUUGUCCCCUUCCUAGAUUGACUACCUCCCACCAGUUUGUCUUGCCAUGGAAACUCAUGAGAUCUUUAAAAUCCGGUGUGAUCUCAUUUAUUAUCACUAAUUCAGUGCCUCGGUUGCAGCAUAGUAUCAGAAUAGCUUACUUGUAUUUAUACUCAUAUGCAAAAUAGAAAAGCGUUAUUAGCCCCAUUUUACUGAUGAGGAAACUGAGGCUCAGGUUCUCAAAGCUGUCGAGGUGCCCUUGGCUCAUGGCUUUUGAGGAUCUGCGUCUUAGCAAGUUCCCAAGUCUCACAGGCAACAGGCCAGACUUGGAAACAAAAUAAAAUGUCGUGUCCCGGUUCAGCCAUCCAACCGGGGGAUUUUCUUUCCAUUUUGUUGCAACUCUCAAGUCGUCGUCUUGCUACGGAUUGGAGCGAAACCAAAAUAUGUCACAAAAGUAGGGCCACCAGGUGCCCCUACACUCUUCCACCGAGUGGUUAAGCUACUGGCCUGGGAUGAGGAAGAUGCAGGCUCAGUGCCGUUGUCCGAUUCAAAGCAGGUUUUCAUUUCAAAUCACGCAGAUUCAGCACAGCUUAAAACCACGUCUCCCACAUGCCAAGCCAGUGACCUUACUACCAGCAACUUCUUGCCUCCCUCAUUCCCUCCCCCCACUUUUUUUUAGCUUUUGCAAAACAGCCGAAUUGCUUGAAACGGGCCCAUACCGCAAGCCCACACUUCUGCUACCAAAAGGUGCGUUCAGGGGAGCCCUGAUGUCAGCACCCGUUUUUCACCCUCGCUGCUCCGUGAAUGGCCUUUAAGAGCUGCAAUUGUUCAAGCUUGGUCUUAGCACAAAUAUGAAGAUUUAAAAAUCUUUUUUUAUCAUGAAGAACUCUUGGUCCUUAGGGCUGCUGCUGACGGUUUUGAUGGUGACAAAUAAAUGUUGCUGCUUUUCCCAACUUGGAGGCCUGGCACGGCUAUAUCUCAACCGCAGACUUGAGUCUAGGGGGUGGAAAUCUGUUUGGCCAGAAGAGCGCCGAGCUGCUGGCAGCUGACCCCCGAGAAGUAUUAUGUUAAGUCUGAGAGCUCUCACUUCACCGUGCACUUAAGCUUUGAAAAGCAAACACUUUUCACUGCCAAUCCAUAGAUACUAGUCAACCUCCCCCUCCUUACAACAUCGCAGCUCAACUUCCUUGCCUUUGCCAAGGGGAGAGAGGGGUGCUCUUACCUGUGCCAGCCGGCCGACAGGUCAGUCCUAGUGACGAUCAGGACCUUUCCCAUAUAGCACAACUCAUCUUCACCGAGCACUGGGAUGGGGUAGCAGAGGGGACUGUGCAUAAUUAAGCCCUCUUGUUCUCUGGUUGUGCUUGGCAAGAAUAAGGGAUUUAAUAUAAGAGCUACCGGUCCUUGAAAGCGUCCAGAAAACAGCACAGGAUGCCUUGGAUGGAUUUCCCAGUGCCGCCGCUUCUGCAGGGCUGUGCAACACGAACAGCAAUUGCCCUGGACUGGAUUCCCCUUGGACGCUCCUUUUGAUCCUUCAGCUGGUGAAUCCCGAUUUGCAUCAACAGGAGGAAAGACUCCCUCCCUCCCACAUGCAUUUUGGAAGAGACCUGGGAGAGGAAACUGGGGUUUGAUUGUAGCCGUGUUGGUCUAAGGACACAGGCAGGCCAGGGUCUUUGGGUUAACGUGAUCUCUUUUAUUAGAGCAACUUAGUUGGAAAAAAGUUCUUAGCAAGCUAGACUCCCUAUGCCUGGGAGAGGAAAGAUGCUGGUGAUGAUGCACUGCUGCCCUCUGAUGGCAGAUGGCAUGUGGGGCUCACCCUGGGCUGCAAGCAGGAGGAGCAGGCUCUGGUUCGUCCCAUGUUGAAGCUGGACGUGUGCGGGCUUUAGGGAGAUUCAUCCAGCCCAGUCAAUCCAAGUUGCAGUGCAGCCAGGGCAUACCUCCCUCGUCUCUCCUCCCUCUCUCAUCAGCCUGGAAAGUUCAUUUCUGUCCCACUGACUUUUCUCCUUCUCCAUCUGAUCCAUCCCCACCACAGUCCUGCUGCGAGCUGGAGCUGCCUCCAGAAGCAGCAAGCUCCCAGGAGUGGCUUGUCCCCUGCCAGCAUUUCAUGCCAGCUGCCAUCCUCCCUUGCACCGCAGGGUGCAUUGGGUCAGCUGCUUGGCCCACCACCGGAUCCAAGCAGCUUCCUAUGGCUUACGGGGUGCACACCUCCAAGACAUGCAAGCACAAGCCAUGCUUAAGUGUCUCAGUGAUGCAGCAACCCUCUUCUCCAUCUUGAGCAUCACGAUCACUCACAUCACCCUGAGAAAACCGGCUCUCUGACGACACUAAGCCUUCUACAGAUGGUGCUGCAAUAGGCCCACAGGAGCUACCAGGCUGGGCCAGUGCAUCUAAGACCAGGAGCCUGCCUGAAACACAAGCCAGAAACAAAUGAUUCCCAGGUGGAGGUAUGAAUCCCUGCAAUGGGAAAUCUCAAUCAUCAUGUGGCUGCAAGGAACUUUUCCUUCCUUUUCCCGAGGUGCUGGGCUUGUACCCCAAGUAGGGCUGGCAAGCCGGACAAAUAUUGUUAAUGGACUGGUCAGUUCAUAGACAUCAGGGCUGGAAGGGACCUCACGAGAUCAUUGGGUCCAGCCUGCUCCAGGCCCAGGAAGUCAGCAAGGGUGGUUGGGGGGGGGGGGUCGGUUCUUGACU